This is a messenger RNA of Penicillium argentinense, 864 nucleotides long. Its product is annotated as DODA-type extradiol aromatic ring-opening family dioxygenase. Gene Ontology annotation, molecular function: ferrous iron binding; oxidoreductase activity, acting on single donors with incorporation of molecular oxygen; zinc ion binding. NCBI's taxonomy places the organism in Eukaryota, Fungi, Ascomycota, Eurotiomycetes, Eurotiales, Aspergillaceae. The record is from RefSeq and is a predicted model, not a curated record. Bases 1 to 864 code for a protein of 287 amino acids. The transcript is spliced from 3 exons.
AUGAUGGCAGGCCUCACCCCCGUCCACUUCUUCUCGCACGGCUCAACCAUGAUGCUGGGCGAGGAGUCCGAGAGUGCCGACUACUGGAAAAAAUGCGGCGACGAGGCUCUCGCCCGCAACAUCAAAGGCGUGGUCAUCAUGGGCGCCCACUGGGACUGUCUCAACGACCGAAUCGAACUCGCCACAAACCCCAGCCCCGGCAAAAGUCCCGUCGCCUACGUCCACCCGGACAAAUACGUCAACUACACCCUAAACCCCGACCUCCCGACAACAACCCGCUGCAUCUCCCUCCUCGCCAAGGAAGGCUUCAACGUCAGCGGAAACGACACCUUCGACUGGAUCCACGACGUCUACCUUAUCCUCAUCCGCAUGUUCCCCAACGCCUGCCCACCGACCACCCUCAUCUCCGCCAACGCCCGCUACGACCCACAUUUCCACAUGAAGAUCGGGGCGACCCUGCGCCCGCUGCGGAAGGAGAAUUACCUCUUUAUUGGAACCGGUGGUGCCGUUCAUAAUCUGUAUCGGAAUCGGUGGGCGCCUAUGUUGCGCUUCCGUGAUAAUUUCGCGAUGGAGACACCGCCUGAAGACUGGGCGUUGGAGUUUCGUCAGGCGGUUGAGGAUGUUCUUACCAAGACUUCGGGUAUGCAGUUAAGGAGGGCUAUGACAAGGUUGAUGAAACAUCCCCGGUUUCGGGAUGCUCAUGCCACCGAUGAUCAUUUUAUGGCGGCGAUGUUUGUGGCGGGUGCCGCCGGGGAUGUUGAGGAUGAGAAGACGCCUGGUGUGAUGGGGGCGGAGAGUUGGGAGUUGACGAAUAUGUGUAAUUCGCAAUUUACGCUGGGGCGAUGGCAGGAUGCUGCUGCGUAG